CCUUAGCAACGUCCCCCUAUUUUUGAUUUUAUCUUAGAAAUGUCUGCCGGCGUCGUCAAUCCCUGUUGCAAAAAGUGUCCAAACGAACAAAAUGUACAAAACGUCGAGACUCCCACAACACCGUCUCCUGAACCGGAUCCUGUCUCCCAACCUCCCGUUCCUAAUAACCUAAGACCCGUUCCAGGUGCAACUGCUCCGUGUUAUUUGCCCCAACCCGAAGAUGCCAUCCCAGCAAACGAAGACACGUCAAUGGGACCAAUUGGACCAUGGGCGACCGGCAGAGUUGAUUGGAGCCCCAUGGCUGGACUUACUGGAACACGACCCGUAGUCGACAAAUACUCGAUUGCGAGGUACAGCGAAGGGGAAUGGAGAAGACACAACAAGGAAAUUUUGGACAUGUCGGCCCGAGAACAACACAGAAUGAACCUUAUUGACUGGAAUGGCCGCCAGUGCUUGAUCCAAACCACUGCUGACGUCGACAAAAAGCAAGAAGACAACACCAAGAAGCUACGCCAAAGAGAACAAGAAGUCCAUCGCUGGAAGUGCGAAAUAGAAUCGGAAAUAGAAGCAAUGUCUGAAGAAAUAACACAAACAGAAGAGCAGCGGCGCAGAUUGAAACAGGCAUCCAAGGUGCUGCAGCUGCCAGAGUCCAUCGCUGGUGAAUGCUUGGAAAGGAGAAGCGGGCGAUUAGACACGGAGAUUGUGCGUGACGAAGUCGAAGUCGAGCUAAUAAGAGAACUAGCUUUGACAGCAGAGAUUCGAGAGACGUUCACUAGGACUUUGAAGGACAUUGAAGCGCAGCUUGUUGAGGACAAAACUGCUAAGCAAAGACUGGAAUAUGAUUGGAGCGACAAAACGGUGGCACACGAGAUUGAGGCGUUGAAUAUUUUGCUCAACAAUAGUUCGAAUACGAUGUUGUUUAAACCAGGGUCUGUAAUAUUUCCCGACGAUCAGUCUACUCCAGAAUAUUGGACACACUUUACCGAAGAAACCUUGACGGAAGCUAAAGCUACAAGACAAAGGUCGGAAACUUUGAGGGCCACGUUGGACGCAAUCUUGAUCAACGCUGCCAGAGAUUUGAGAUCGCAAGCUGAUAAAGUUGAACUAGCUCUUUCUAGGAGAGUAGCAUGUGUGGAAGAGAUGACCCAGAAAUUGGAAUAUGAAUUGAAAAAGGUACUGAAAGACUUGGCUGAUGUUGAAAUUCUUGUAAUAGAUCUUCGCAAUGCCAUUAGAAGAAUGGACAUCCCAAUGAAAAAAGCGCAAACGAGACUCGAUAAUAGACUCGGUCGACCACGAGUUGAAAACUGUCGUGAUGUACCUCACUUUGGGCUUAUAGAAGAAGUCAAGUUUAUUAAAGAAAACAUUGCUGCACUUCAAGCGCAACUGAAACAAGCUGAAGAAUCUCAAGCCAAUCUUAUUACAGCACGUAACGAUUUGGAACGCGAAAUUAUGCUCAAACGAAAAACUCUUGAGAUUGAUAAAGGAAGAUCGCAACUAAUUCGUUCACAUUAUCCAUCAGCAACAGCAUUGUCUGGAUAUUAAAAAGCAUUGAAAAGCAUGUGUAUCAUAUUUGUCUUGAUAGGGGU
Molecule: messenger RNA, 1586 nt
Organism: Zophobas morio
Lineage: Eukaryota; Metazoa; Arthropoda; Insecta; Coleoptera; Tenebrionidae
Product: tektin-4
Exons: 4
Coding region: 40-1542 (500 amino acids)
Biological process (GO): cilium assembly; cilium movement involved in cell motility
Cellular component (GO): microtubule cytoskeleton; nucleus
Source: RefSeq, a predicted model, not a curated record